This is a messenger RNA of Petromyzon marinus (sea lamprey), 1354 nucleotides long. NCBI's taxonomy places the organism in Eukaryota, Metazoa, Chordata, Hyperoartia, Petromyzontiformes, Petromyzontidae. The record is from RefSeq and is a predicted model, not a curated record.
UUGCAACCGGAAGUGGCCUCCGAGUUGCCCGGAUGUUCCGCGCUGCUAUCUUCCCGCUAAAGACGACGACGACGAAGCUAGCGGCCCAACGGCGGCGGCUCUGAGGGGAAAAAUACAACAACAGAGACAACAACAGAGACAAUAACAACAACAACAGAGACAAUAACAACAAUAACAACAACAGAGAGAGACACUUACUCCUUGGCAACCGAGCUUUAACGAGACGUUUAUUUUUUUUCCCUCUCGUGUGUGUUGUGUAUCGCCGCGCUAAAGACGAUCGCCAGCGAAGAUGACGGAGCAGCAGCUGGAUUGUGCGCUGGACCUGAUGAGACGUCUGCCUCCGCAGCAGAUCGAGAAGAAUCUCAGCGACCUCAUUGACCUGGUGCCGAGUCUGUGUGAGGAUCUCCUCUCGUCAGUGGACCAGCCGCUGAAGAUCGCUCGCGACAAGCUGGUGGGCAAAGACUACCUCCUGUGUGACUACAACCGUGACGGAGACUCGUACCGCUCCCCGUGGAGUAACAAGUAUGACCCGUCUCUGGAGGAUGGAGCCAUGCCCUCCGCACGUCUCCGCAAGCUCGAAAUUGAGGCCAACGCAGCGUUCGACCAGUACCGAGACCUCUACUUUGAGGGUGGCGUGUCGUCAGUGUACCUGUGGGAUCUGGACCAUGGCUUCGCCGGCGUCAUCCUCAUCAAGAAGGCCGGGGACGGAUCCAAGAAGAUCAAAGGCUGCUGGGACUCCAUUCAUGUCGUGGAAGUGCAGGAGAAAUCGAGUGGACGGAGUGCCCACUAUAAGCUCACCUCCACCGCCAUGCUGUGGUUGCAGACCAACAAGGAGGGGUCUGGUACCAUGAACCUGGGUGGUAGCCUCACCAGACAGGUGGAGAAGGAUGAGGCUGUGAGUGACGCUUCACCUCACAUCGCCAACAUCGGCCGCCUGGUGGAGGACAUGGAGAAUAAGAUCCGGAACACUCUGAAUGACAUCUACUUUGGGAAAACCAAGGAUAUCGUCAAUGGUCUGAGGAGCCUGCAGUCUGCCUCUGACAAAUGUCGUCAGGACGCCCUGCGCAGUGACCUGGCAGCAGCGCUCAAGAAGCGUCAGGAAAACUAAAACCUCCUCCUCCUCACCACCACUCACUACUCACCACUACUCACCACUCCUCACCACUACUUACCACCACUCCUCACCACCACUCCUCACCACCAUGCCCUGCGCAGUGACCUGGCAGCAGCGCUCAAGAAGCGUCAGGAAAACUAAAACCUCCUCCUCACCACCACUCACCACCACUCACCACCACUCCUCACCACUCACCACCACACUCACCACUCACCACCACACUCACCACCCUCACCACCA